AUGAUGUGUUUUUCAUGUGACCUGUUCUACAACGAAGAGGACGCCAACGAGGCUGCAGGUAUCUGGUUUCAAGAAGCAUGGAACCCAAUUAUUGGAAAAAUUAGUCGAAACAAAGUGAUCUGUUAUGCGGAUUAUGUGAUUCCUGGUCAUGGGAAACUUUUCCGAAUUACUCAAGAUAUGAAAACUGCUGCGGACUGUUUCACUAAAUAUGAAACUAAUUCAGAGGGUCAAACUAUAGAGAGCCUUCCUCAAUUCGAAAACACUCUCGAGCAAGUGAUUCGUAAGCCAGCGGAGACGUUGUUUUCCUCUGCCAACUCACUGUCGUCCAACUAUGUCCGGGAUCCAACACCAACAACAGUGACAACCACACAAACCACACCAACCACUUCUGCUUCUUCAUCGGAAUCUGAUGCUACGACAACAUCGAUGUUCUACACAGUAGAUUUAACAGCUGAAACACCAUCAACAUCUGAAACCGAGCUCAUUUUUGACACCCAAGAAAAUCUACCGCCACUUGGUAUGAAAAUCAAGAAAAAUGCAAACUACAUCGAACUUCCAGGUGACAUCCAUCCGAUGGUUCAAAACUUCGCAAAGAGAGUGUCGGAUGUGUUGAAACAACCACAAAAUGAAGCAGAAGUCGCAAAAAUGAUGCCACAUUUCAAAAAAUGGCAAACAACCCUCACGAAGCUGUGGAAUCAGUACUUGAGUGCAAGCCCAACCAAAAUGUGA
This is a messenger RNA of Caenorhabditis remanei, 729 nucleotides long. RefSeq lists its product as uncharacterized. The record is from RefSeq and is a predicted model, not a curated record. NCBI's taxonomy places the organism in Eukaryota, Metazoa, Nematoda, Chromadorea, Rhabditida, Rhabditidae. Bases 1 to 729 code for a protein of 242 amino acids. The transcript has 6 exons.